This is a messenger RNA of Cricetulus griseus (Chinese hamster), 5234 nucleotides long. The record is from RefSeq and is a predicted model, not a curated record. Lineage: Eukaryota; Metazoa; Chordata; Mammalia; Rodentia; Cricetidae.
GCGUUUCCCUUUCCGGUGCCAGGAGGAGCCGUGUCGCUGCUGCCUUCGUCCGUCAGGCCCCCCCGGCCGGUUCUCCGUCGCUUGUCUCUCCUACUUCACUCCCCCCUCUGUGCCGCGCCUAGGGCUCGGAUCCUGCCGGGAAGAUGUCAGAUGAAUUUUCGUUGGCAGAUGCACUGCCUGAACCGUCCUCUGCCAAACCGUCUGCUGUGAGCAAUGCAAAAGCUGGCCAAACUACUCAAGGCUGGCCCGGCUCCAACCCUUGGAGUAACCCAAGUGCUCCACCUGCUAUGCCAUCUGGACUCCCACCAAGUGGUGCAGCACCUAUCACUGUGCCUUUCGGACCAGCACCAACAGGAAUGUAUCCCUCUAUGCCUCCAACUGGACCACCACCAGGACCCCCAGCACCCUUUCCUCCUUCUGGACCAUCAUGUCCCCCACCUAGUGGUCCUUAUCCAGCCCCUACUGUGCCAGUUCCUGGCCCCACAGGGCCAUAUGCUACGCCAAAUAUGCCCCUUCCAGAGCUACCUAGGCCGUAUGGUGCACCCACAGAUCCAGCUGGUACUUUAGGUCCAUGGGGAUCCAUGUCUUCUGGACCUUGGGCACCAGGAAUUGGGGGGCAGCAUCCUAAUAUGCCAUAUCGAUCUCCAGGGCCAUAUCCCACUGCUCCUCCUCCAGUGUCAGGAGCACCGCCUGUUCCAUGGGGCACUGUGCCACCAGGACCCUGGGGACCACCAGCACCAUAUCCUGGCCCUGCAGGAUCAUAUCCCACGCCAGGACCCCAUCCUACUCCGAAUAAUCCUUACCAAGUGCCUUCAGGACCUUCUGGUGCUCCACCAAUGCCUGGUGGCCCCCAUUACCAUUAAGUUGACAGUGGAUGAAGAGAUGGCGCAUUUCUUUUUGAAGUACAUGUACAUGCACAUGAAGGCAUAUAUAUACAAAUGGCUAUUGGUAAAGGGCGUUCCUGAAAGAACAACUUUCGUACCUCAGAGAGCUCCUGGCCUGCUUCAUGUGUUUGGAUAUGUAGAGCAUCAUGUGGGUACAAUCAGAUAAAAAUGUAAAAGCAAAUUAUUCAAGUGUGGUUAAUGUGGUUAUGUAUACUGAAUAGCUUUUGAUAAUAAUUGUUUAAAGUAUAGCUGUGUCCUCAGACUCUAAGACUACAUGGAUUAUUGUUAGAAUCUGUAACUUAAUUGGCAAAGUAAUUCAAGUAUUUUUUUAUAAUCACCCCCAACCUCAUAUCACUGAAAACAGUCACGUAAUUGGAACAUGACUCCUCAACAUCUUGAGAGCCUCUUGUGAAAUUUUAGCUACAUAAAUAUAUUGUGUUGUGUUUACUAAGUUUCAUUCAACAUUAUUCCCUCUUCUGCCAAAAUAAGAUAAUGUUCCUGUCAGAAUUGCAUUAUGAUCUCAGGACAGGUUUCUUGCUUUGACAGAGCUCUAGAAAAAUGUUGGUGCCAAAUGCACUUGAACAGGAGUCGGACUGCCCAUGCUCUGAGCCCAGCCUCAGGAAGAGAUAGAGGUGGAGGGGCUGAGUAAGGCCACCGCUGCUGGGCAGUCACUGGUGUAGGGCCUCAUAGUCCACCCAACUGUCUAAGCCAGCAGGGGGAGCUGGGAGCUUUCCUUUCUGGCCAACAGCAGGCCAACACCAGCAUGUCAGAUUCCUGCUUGACAAUCCAAUGUGGAAUUCUCAGGUCAUUUUCCCUUAAGAGAGUAGAUACACAAGGUGGUUCAUUUCUAACAUAUUAUUUUCUUAUAAGUUAAGUUACUGGCUGGGCUAAGUAAACAUUGUGACAUUUUUUUUUUUUUAAUGGGAAAAUUGCUCUGAAUUCCAAAUGGCAUUCUCAUAAUGACUUGAACCACAACCUGUUUGAGUUGUGGCAGAAUUACACACAUGUAGUACUUGUUUCUUGGCCUCAGUAUACAGGACAACUGAAGGGGAAAACUCCUUGGUUGGCAAAGCCAUGGUGAGACCCCUCAAUAGACGAGGUGUAGGAAGCAGAGCUUGUGCUUGGUGUGCCAGCGGUGCCAUGGCAGUGACUCGUGACCCAAAAAUGUCACUCAUCUUCCUGCCAGGUGGGUUUAGGCAUUGAUUCACAAAGAUACCUCCUACAUUAAGCCUUAAACUUUGUUGAAGUGCAUUUGGUGCCAACAUUUUUCUAGAGCUCUGGAAGAGCAAGAAACCUGUCUUCAGAGGCGGAAUGCAAUUUUGAAAGGAGCACGUUGUUAUUUUGGCAGAACUGAAUAUAAUGAUUAAAUUAAGCUUAGUAACCACAAAAAGAUAGCUGAUUGUUCUAACAGGGGCUUUUUGGGUCCGGAUCCCCGAACUGCCAGUCUGAGCAUCUGGGCUGGAAUAUGCCAUCACUGCCCUGCCUACCUGUGCAAUUUUUAACCAAUAAGUAUCAGCUGCCAAAUUCAUCAGCCAGUGUUUUGUUGUUGUUUGUUGGGAGGAGGGUUGUUAGUAGAAUCUAAUGGCCCCUCCUGCAUUGUAUACUGUGGGUGACAUUUCAUUUAAACCCUUGUGUUUUGUACUUCCCAACUGAUAAUUGUGAGUUAUUGCAUUUAUUAUUUAAUGUAAGAGUGGAAAUCAAAGGGAUAGCAGAAUUUUCUGUGUUAUUUUUUUUUCUCAGAACAUUUCUCCUGUUACCCUCAAGGUAGAGUGUUUCUGGGUUCAACCUAAAAUCAAGAAAAGCAAAAAUAAAAUAAAAGAUAGCCUAAUGAGGAAAAGAAUCCAGAGUUUUCUAUUUUUGUUUUAACCCAAGAAAAGAAUAAUACUGUUUUCAGAACAAGCCUUGCUGGGCCAGGACUGGUCUACUAAAAAGACAGCUUGUCAAUAAGUGUUUAGUCCAAAUUACAGAAUUUGUUGACAUGGGCAGAUAAAAAUUUUUAAAUAUGGCAAAAACAGUUGCGGUGUGUGCAAGAAUAGUGUUCCUGGAAUUGAAAUUUAGGUUUUACAGUGUAUGCUUUAUUCAAGAAUUCCCUCCUUUGUAACAUGGAAGGCAACAGACUGUUCCAGGAAACAGUUUUCUUGUGGACUGGAAAGAUGGCUCAGAGGUUAAGAGCAUUGACUGCUCUUCCAGAGGUCAUGAGUUCAAGUCUCAGCAACCACAUGGUAGCUCACAACCACCUAUAAUACUAUCUUGUGCCCUGUUCUGGCAGGCAGGCAGGCAGAACAUUGUAUACAUAAUAAAUAAAAUCUUUGUCAAGUGGUAGUAGUUCUCGUCUUUAAUGAGUGGCAGAGGCAGGUUUAUCUCUGAGUUCAAGGGCAGCCUGGUCUACAAAGCGAGUUCUGGGACAGGCUCCAAAGCUACACAGAGAAACCCUGUUUACACACAAACAAAAAGCAGUUUUCUCAUGAUGCUCCUCACAAGCACUGUCAGCUUUUAAAACUUGGUGUAUAUUGGAGAUAGAUCUGUUCCAUUUCUGCUAGAAGGAUACCUCAUUUUUGUAACAGUUGCCUACACUUCUAAACAACAAGGCCAUGUGUUCCUUACCCUCGGUGAUUUAGAACUAGCUUUGUCAAAUGCCAGGAUUCCAAGCUCUGGAAAUUAAAGUGUAAGCACAAGCCUUUAAUCGUUGCAGUGUUUAGAAAAGUGUAAGCCUACUUGAAGGAGCUGCUGAGAACAGCGAAUGCCCUCAGGGAAGACCUAUCCUAGGGGAGCAAAUGUCACUUUAUUUUCAGAAUUCUGCCAAGUCAAACAAAAAUAGGGAUGGGACAUAAGAUUCCAUGCACACUUCUAGCUACACAACCCAUCUGAGAACUGGGUCUGUCCCACGUGCAUAUCUGUGAUGGGUCUCUGGUUCUGUGCUAGAGAGUUAGCCAUACCGAUACCAGCCACCUAGGUAGAAAGUAAUUAACAAUAGCUGUCAGGAUAGCAGUUUUCUCUUGGGGCAUUUUAAGUGGCAUUGGAUUUUGAACUUGAUUUUUUUUUUUUUUUUUUUUUUUUUUUUUUGAGACAGGUUCUCACUAUAUAAAUCUAGCUAUCCUGGAGCUGUUAAUAUGUAGAUGAGGAACUCCCGAAAAUCUUCCUGCCUCUGCCUCACAAAUGCUGGGAUUAAAGGCAUGUCCCUAGCUUGUUAGCUCUCUCUGUGUGUGUGUGUGUGUGUUUUCAGAUACUCAUAUAUGUGUUCGUGUGGUGGUGGCACAUACCUUAUAAAGCCAGCGUUCAGUGGAAGCAGAGGCAGUCGGAUCUCUGAGUUCCAGACAGCCAGGGUUACAUAGAGAAACCCUGUCUCCAAAAACAACAACAAAAGCAAAGGAAUAUUUUUCAAGAUCGUAGUGCUGAUCAGUGCAACUAUUCAAGUGUGCAGAGUAGCAGGGUGCCUUUCCUCUGCUCUUCUGGACAGAGGCGCUCGCACAGCCUGUCACUCAUUAACAGACAUUGGCUUGUUCCAUUAAGUAGAUCUGACUUAUCUGUGCUCUGUAGAGACUUUUUUGUAAUUCUUUUCUUGAAACUGUGAUUUUCCACUUAGGAAAUAAUGGUAAAUUCGAUGUGUUUUACAGUCUAUGUAUUUUAACUUAAGUUGCCUGUCAUGAGGUUUGAGACAUACACCUUUGUACUAUGAACUGUAAACAAUGGAGGAGACUAGGUUUUAUCACCUACGGCUGGAUUUGCAAACAAAGAAAUGUUGCUUGAAGAAGAAAUUCUAAUUAGAAGUAGGCUACAGAUGUGAUGCUUGAUAUUUUUAAGAUAAAGUUGUCUGAUUUUGUGUGUAAUACCUGAAAGCCUUUUUAAGAAAUUUAUUUUCGUGGUUUCACCGUUUCUCCAUGUAUUUCAUUCCUGGGACCCAAUUCUAGGCUUCCCUAAAAAGUCCAGAGCCCAUUUAACUUCUUGUUUGUAGUCCUAAAGAAGACUGCUGUUUGCAUGUGACCUGCAUUCUCUAAGGAAUUCCACCUGGCUGCCUGGAAAGAGCCUUGCUUCCUAAACAACCUUCAGCAACAAGGUGCCAGUACCUAUGGUGAGGACUGCCCCCAAGACUAGGCCACUCUAACCAGAUUGUCUAAUUGAAGUCAGGGAAUCAUCCCUCUCCACCCCUGCGGCCGCCACCCCCAUGCUUACAAACUAUAACUCCUUUUGCUCUGUCACACCUGUGGUGGGGGUCACAUUAAGCCUAAUGAAGUUGAUCCUGUCCUGGGAGUUAGCCAGCCAUACAGCUCCCCAGUGAGUGGUCUGAGAAUGAAAAUGUUGGAAAAGAUUGUAGUCUUUACCUUUUAAAAUAAACUUGAGGGUUGUUUCUGA